Larimichthys crocea (large yellow croaker) is the source of this 904-nucleotide messenger RNA. Its product is annotated as OCIA domain-containing protein 1. Lineage: Eukaryota; Metazoa; Chordata; Actinopteri; Sciaenidae. Gene Ontology annotation, cellular component: endosome. The record is from RefSeq and is a predicted model, not a curated record. The coding region runs from base 81 to 791 and encodes 236 amino acids. The transcript is spliced from 8 exons.
UCAGGGUCAGCCAUCGCAAUGACAUUGUAGCAACCAGAGAAGAAGUCAGAGCUGUAAGCAACGCCGACGUUGCCGUCAACAUGUCGUCCAGCAACGCAAGUUUCACGGAGGAGCGGCAACGCCGAGGGGCGCAGCAGGUCCCUCUCGGCAUGGAUUACAUCCCCACAGAGGAGGAGAAGAGGGUGUUCAAGGAGUGCAACCAUGACAGCUUCUGGUACAGGUCGGUGCCUUUCUCUGUGCUCAGCAUGGCGCUCACUCAAGCUCUCGUUACAAGAGGGAGUCUGUCUGCGUCCCCGAGGUUUGGCUCUAUACCCAAAGUGGCCUUUGCCGGCUUCUGCGGUUACCUGGCUGGUAAAGUGUCGUACACGAAGACGUGCCAGGAGAAGUUCAAGAGGUUGGAGAACUCUCCUCUGGGAGAGGCACUCAGACAGAGGACAGGGCUGCCUCAACAAUAUUCCAGGGCUCCUCCGUCAGAGAUGAGCGAGCCAGACAAGCCGUCAUUUGACAGCAUGUUUCAGUCAGCUGAUGCGCCGAGCCAGAGAGGUACAGAACCAGCAGCGUACCUGGACAGGUCAGACGACUUCAGUGCUCCAGUGGAGUCGUACGUGGAUGAAGAGGAGCCCAGGAGGAAGGCCAUCCUCUAUGAGGACCUGAGGCUGAAGAACAGAGAGAACUACGAGGUGACGCUCACUCAGAAGGCCGAGACGCUGGUCAAAUCAUCGCCUGAGAAAGAGCCGAAAAGACCCAAGAAAGAAACAAAAAACAUCUAUGGAGACACCUGGGAGGAAUGAGUAAUCAGCACGGCGGGCAGAUCCGUGGCCACGUCGCUUCAGUUUGACUUCACCUGUGUACAAGUUUAUCAGUGUCUGUGGAAGUGAGUCGAUUAAACCACAAUACAUGAGAA